AUGAACCAUGCCGUCUGUGUGCCCUUUAGCUUUCAACUCGUCGCUGGCGCCAGCUAUCGCUUACACAGAGCUUCUCAACUGCUACAAACUCGGCUUUUCGAGGAUCUGUACCAUUCACGUGUGAUCGAUUCUGGACCGGGACCUAUCUCACGAGCGCCCUACAGUCCCUUUACGCCCGGGCGCCAAUUGGAUCGAGUCUCGAUACGUCGACGUUUCAAUGCGAAAGAGGUAUUCCGGCUUUGCGAUGCCUUCGAUUUUUCAUCGAGUAUCCCGAGCAGAAAGAACGAGCUCACCGUCGAUGGAGAAGACCUCGUACCGUCUCCGUGGAUUGCGGCAAAACAUUCAGCGGGCAGUCGACCUUUGGGCGUUGGAUAG
Peronospora matthiolae is the source of this 375-nucleotide messenger RNA. The record is from the annotation of a GenBank genome assembly. NCBI's taxonomy places the organism in Eukaryota, Oomycota, Peronosporomycetes, Peronosporales, Peronosporaceae.